Messenger RNA from Erinaceus europaeus (western European hedgehog), 5332 nucleotides. It is a transcript of the gene EIF5A2, whose product is annotated as eukaryotic translation initiation factor 5A2. NCBI's taxonomy places the organism in Eukaryota, Metazoa, Chordata, Mammalia, Eulipotyphla, Erinaceidae. The record is from RefSeq and is a predicted model, not a curated record. The transcript has 4 exons. Gene Ontology annotation, molecular function: translation elongation factor activity; ribosome binding; RNA binding. Bases 151 to 612 code for a protein of 153 amino acids. Gene Ontology annotation, biological process: positive regulation of translational elongation; positive regulation of translational termination.
GCGGGCCGCGCGAGGCGCAGGCCGGGGACGGCGGCGGGGCUUCUAGCCGGGGUGCAGGCGGAAAGCGGCGCAGCGAGCCGGCCCAGCCGGCUACAGGGCGCCCUGGGCCCCCGCACCCGCUUACUCUCUUCCCUCCCCGCAGCCCCCGCCAUGGCGGACGAGGUGGACUUCGCCAGCGGGGACGCGGGGGCCUCCAGCACCUACCCCAUGCAGUGCUCGGCCCUGCGCAAGAACGGCUUCGUGGUGCUCAAAGGCCGGCCCUGCAAGAUCGUGGAGAUGUCCACGUCCAAGACGGGCAAGCACGGCCACGCCAAGGUUCACCUUGUUGGAAUUGAUAUUUUCACGGGUAAAAAGUAUGAAGAUAUCUGCCCUUCUACUCACAACAUGGAUGUUCCUAAUAUUAAGAGGAAUGAUUAUCAAUUGAUAUGCAUUCAGGAUGGUUACCUUUCCCUGCUGACAGAAACUGGUGAGGUUCGUGAAGAUCUUAAGCUGCCAGAAGGUGAACUGGGCAAAGAAAUAGAAGGGAAAUACAAUGCAGGUGAAGAUGUCCAGGUGUCUGUCAUGUGUGCAAUGAGUGAAGAAUAUGCUGUCGCCAUAAAGCCCUGCAAAUAACCAGGGACACCAGUGUGAGUGAGCUCUUUUCGUCUGCAUCAAACGCAGACCUGCAGUUUGAUUCUACGUUGGCACCAAAGCUAUAGCCUUCAUAAGCAACCUCAUUUCUUUUUUAAUUGAUUUUGAAAUUGUGCUGACUUCAUUUUGCAGACAAUUGGUAAUUUAAAAAACAAUCAAGAUAAAGUACUGUUUUUGUUUUAUAAAUGUCUUUCCAAUGACAUUCCCGUGGUUUUCAGUAUAUGAUUCCAAAAAACAAGUAGGAUAGCUUUAGUAAGUGUGAUUUUUUUUUUCCUUAACAGAUCAUUCCUGAAUUUUAGCUAGAUAGUAAACCAGGGUUUUAUAUCAUACAAUGUAGCAUUCAGUGGCCUUGAAAUGCCACAUUUAAGUUGACCUGCUCUACACUAAUUUCAGACCUCAUGCCAUAGAAUUAGAAAAUUAUUGAUUAGAAUGGUCACAGUUUCAGCCUGCAAGUACAAAUCUUUUCAACAGUCAUGUUAAAAAAUAGCUACCUUAAUUGUGGUGUGCAACCACUUGGAUUUUUUUUUUUCCCAAGUUAGUGGGCAGAUGUUAGUAUAUAUUUGAAUUUUAGUACAUGCUUACGGUUGACAGAGGCAUUGAAUUUAGGAUGACAGCAAGUCAGAGUGUAAAAUAACAAAGGCGUAGAUGUUUGGCUAAAGCUAUAGGUCUUUAUUUGAGGCCUUUAUAAUCAACAUACCAACAGUUUUUUUUUAUUUGUAUUUUUGUUUUUAGCAAUGGCCACCUGGAGUUCUGUGUAAUGCACUUUAUCGGCAAUGUUGAGUAAAUAUUGGUAUUUAUAGUAUUUACAUUUUUAACUAAAUAUUUUAUAUUAUUUGUCAGAAACUGGACUUUUUUUUAAGAUUUAUUUAUUUUCAUGGGAGAGAGAGCAGUAUUUAGCUCUGUUAUAUAUGUAGUAAAAGGGAUUCAGCCCAAGACCUCAUACAUGCAAGUCCUGUGUUGUACUGCUGGACUAUCUCCCCAACCAAGUGCUCUUUUUCUUAAACCAAUACACAUUUCUUCUAUAGUGGAAGGGAAGAUUUUACUUCGUAUGAUCAUUAUUAUUUAUUUAAAAAAGUAUAUGCCUUUUUUUUCUGACUGAUAUAACUUACACUGGUGUGCAAUACAACUAGGAAAGAAUGUGUAAACUGAUUUUUUUUUUUUUAAAGUAUUUUCGGUGAUACUGCAAUAUUUCUACUUAGUCUUAUGAGUUAAUAUAUGCUACCUUAUUUUCAGAAUUCUGGACAUUCUCACAUGGCUUGUGAAGGUUAUUGACUCAGUAACAAUCAAAUUGAAACUUACAACAAUGACAUUGUUUGAAUAACACCUUUGCUCUCUAAAACAGAUAGACAUCUCCCAUCAUGCCUUGACUUCUAGAAGGUCCUUAUUCCUAUCAUGUAGAAGAAAAUACAUACAGUGCUAUAACUGAUCUAAUUAGGACUGAAACUGUAUUAGGAAGAAAAGAUCCAAAAGGUUAAGUCCUUAAAUGUGGGCACCUUUUUAAGGUUUUAAUUAACCUCAAAAGCCUUUUUGGAGAAACGGCAGGAUGCUUUAAGAGAAAUGCAAGGAACUGCAAAAGCACGAGAAAUAAAGGAGUUUUAAUCAUUUAUACUAUCACAUUUAGCUUUUGAAAGGCUCAGUUAUUUUCAGUCUUCUGUGUAUGUCUCCACUACAUACUGCUCUGGUUUUCACUAACCAUUCACAUCUGUCGUAUUUGCUACUUACUGGUGGACACUGUUACUACAUGAAUUCUAGAAAAUGAUCAAUCCUGCUGCUUACCAAUAAAUAAUUCAGAGCCCAGUCAUCCAUACUGUUCUGGUUUGAUAUUAGUUAGUAUAUGCCUUUGUCCUAGUUUGUCACACUCACAUAAACAUAUUUUCAAUUACUAAGUAAGAAUAUAUAUAAUGUAUCCUCAUAUCUUGAAUGACAAAAGCUAUUUAUGCAUAAAUAUUUCAUUCUAUGUACUAUAAUGAAAUGUAAAUACUUGAAAGUGUAGGUUUUAAAAAUGCAACACUUUUCUUUUUUUUUUUUUUUUUUUUUUUUUACCAGAGCCCUGUCAGCUCUGGUUUAUAAUGAUGCAGGGGAUUCAACCUGGGACUUCAGAGCCUCAAGCAUGAAAGUCUCUUUGUAUAACCUUUAUGCUAUCUACCCCGGCCAGGAAUAUUUAUUUUCAUGUAUGUCAAAACACAUUUCUGUAGAAUAAAAUGUUUCAUUAGUAAAGAUUUAUAAAUUACAAUAAAAGGAAGCAGGGAAAUACUUUUUAAAUAUAGAACAGAAGUGUCUUCAUUCAGGAAUGUUAAAUGUUUGUUGUACUUUUUGCUAACAAUUAUUAAAGAUCAUAAGUUAUAUAGAAUGUAGACUGUCAUGUUAAUAAGAGUAUUACUGUGAUAGGACAUUUUGUCUGAAGGAGUUUCACCAACUUAUAUGCAAUACUGUACUAGCAGGUGGAAUACUCAUUUCUUCCUAGGACAUUUGUAUUUCUGCUUGAAGGCUUUAUUACACCUGCUACGAUAGGCCAAAACUUUCUAUUUUGACCUAACAUUUUCAUCAUAAACAUGUUUCUUUUGCCUCCCCUCCAAGGGCUGUCAGUCACUUGAAAUCGUUGCUAACCAGGCUCUGGAGUCUAAUUCCAUUUAUGGUACGAAAUUCUGUGGGAUGCUUGAUCGUAAUUACCAAAACUCUCCUACAGCCACAGUGUUUCUUUUGAUAGCAGAUGCUGCAAUAAAAUAGUUGGACUAUAAAGUCUGGGGACACACUUUUUCUUGGCAGCAUAAUUUGAGUGUGUACAUGCAAAGUUUCGUAUAUUUGUUCUUUUUACAAAGUCCUUCCAACUCUAAAAGUACUGUAGUCUGGUAGUGCCUCAAAUGUUGGUAACUUUUUUUAAAUUCACAACUUUUCCAGAAUUUUUUCCCCCAAAGUCUCUCAAUUAGGUUCUUUCUAGUUGAGCUGUAAUUUGAAUGCACUGUUCUCAGGGCUGAGAUUCCAUCAUUGUAAACUCAGCUGCCUGAAAGUAUACUGCAAGCUUUUCCUAAGUUAUAAUACAGUGAAGCAAACAAAAAAGAGUUCUUCAUACCAACAUUUAAACUGUAUACUAAAUACUGAAGAAAAUGGAAAUACUGAUAACAUCCCAGAACCUUAACACAUUUUUUCACUGUAGACUCUGACAGUCUCAUUUUAGGAACCUGUCUUUAAUGAUUCCUUUGGCAUGAACCCCAAGGGUCACUUCAGAGAGAGGCAUUGAUGGGGUGGUUCUGAGACACAACUAGGGACAGCAAAUCAAAAUUCAGUGUUCUUCAGGUACAUUAAGAUGUUUACAUACUGAAUUCUAGAAUAUGAACAAGGAACACAUCUGUUGUAAGAUAGAGCUCCAUUCUAAACUCGAAACUCAGAAACACUACUUCAUAUUGAACUAACGGCAAAUUCAGAUUUUCUGACCAUUUCGACAUAUUUCACAGUUCUCAAGCCUUUUGUCAACUAGUGUCAGACAAGUCGUAGGCAACAGGCUUAAAAAAAUUGUAGGAAAUUGGGGUCCAGGUGGUGGUGCACCUUGUUGAGUGCACGUUACAGUGCGUAAGGACACGGGUUCAAGCCCCCAGUCCCCACCUGCUGAGGGAAGCGUCACAAGUGGUGAAGCAGAGCUGCAGGUGUAUCUCUGUCUCUCCCCCUUCCUCUCAAUUUCUGGCUGUCUCUACCCAAUAAAGAUAAUAAAAACUAUUUUUAAAAUGUAGGAAAUCUUAAAAUUGAGCAAAUUCAAUCUAGUAACUUUAGGUUGUUCUCCCGCUUAGUUGGGUAUAUGGCAUCAUCGGCUGGUUUUAGCAGGGGACAUUUGGAUUCAGCUUAUAGAAUACAGAUGUUCUGUUGGAAUAUGGCUUAGAUAUAAAAGCUUUUUCUCCCAUCAUACUAGCACCUGAAUGUUGAUUUAACCAUGUGAGGUCAAGUGCCUGAAACGUCCUGUACAACUAGAAUGAGCAAGCUUUCCCUAAGUGAAGGACACACUUGUAGCAGUGCACCUGCUGGAAGCAUACUUGUUGCCACACUGCACCACCCACCACUACUCGGUUCUCCUUAGGACAAGUUGAAACCUAGUUUCCAAUCAAGAGAGAGGUUCUUUGGUUCAUAUGAGCUUCGCGAAACUAUUCUUGGUAUACGUAGCCAUAAGUUUAUCUUACUUUGCACUUUGUAUAAUCUCUGGACACUAUAUUCAGUGAUGACUGCAGCUUAUCAUAAGUCAUAAUUAUGCUCUUUCUUGAGAGAAGUUUUGUACUGUGGGUAAAAUCUAGUAUAAAUAAGCACAGUUGUGCUUGUCCAAAGUAUAAUGCAAAUAACUAGUUCUGUACUAGUAUAAUAAAAACAAACUAGGUCUAUACUGUUAAGUACAUUUUUUACUCCAAGAAGGAAUUAGUUGAAAUGAUACUAGCAAUCUACUAGUAAUGCAUUUUAUCUGUGUUAGAUCUGAGAGCUCUGUCUUUAAACUGCAGAGACUGUUUUAGUGAAAACUUUAAAAUUAUAAACUAUGUAAUACAGGUAUUAAAAUUUUGUGCUUUACAUUUCAGUAAUGGGUAGAAAUUUAAACAUGUCUAUACAGAACCAAUUAUUGGAAACCUUUAAAAUGUAGAUGGCAAAUGUAUGAAUUAGUAGCUUUUUGUUAAACUGUUAACUUCAUUAUAUUAAAGAAAAAUAAAGUUAAAUAGCUUGCAUUAUUUUA